ACCGCUGCUCAUUGGUUGAUCCAAGCUGUCCGUCAAAUGUUCACACCAGAGCUGCUGCCUCCUCCUGAUUUUACUGCGGGGCGAGCGAGACUGGUCGCUGCUCUGGUAAGGUGUCCCGUUGCAAGUCCAGCACCGAAGAAUGUGACUAAACCUUGCCGCACAUCAACAACAACACACAUCAAGUCUCCAUAUCAGAAGGAUGGACGCGCAGGACCAGGAGACUCUGGGCAGGUGGGACGGCCUGGCCAGCCGGGACGCCGGCUCCAGGGCGGCCGCCAUGGAGCACAUUCGCCAAGAGGUCAUGAGGAAGGCGGAGGCAAUCGGGCCCGUGCCGCCGUCCUCGCCCCCGCCGGCGUGCGGGUCCCCGCCGAGCAGCGACCUGAACGCCGUCCUGGCCCACCUGCUCAUGCUCACCAAGCGGUGUCCUUUCGAAGACGUGAGGGAGCGAUGCCUCCGGCUUUUGCAGACCGUCCAGGAUCUGGGAGUGCGAAUCCCAAGACCCCUGGGCAACGGGCCAAGUCGAUUCAUCCCUGAAAAAGAGAUUCUUCAAGUCAGUAAAGUGGACACCAGGACACAGUCGAUAUUUGAGGAUGCGUUCGCCGCCCUCGGCCGCCUGGACAACAUCUCCCUGGUGAUGGGCUUCCACCCGCAGUACCUGGAGAGCUUCCUGCGGACGCAGCACUACCUGCUGCAGAUGGACGGGCCGCUGUCGCUGCACUACCGCCACUACGUCGGCAUCAUGGCGGCGGCCCGACACCAGUGCUCCUAUCUGGUCAACCUGCACGUCAACGACUUCCUGCAGGUGGGAGGGGACCCCAAGUGGCUCAACGGGCUGGACGGAGCCCCGCGAAAGCUGCAGCAGCUGGGCGAGCUCAACAAAAUCCUGGCCCACCGACCCUGGCUGCUCACCAAGGAGCACAUCGAGGGUCUCCUAAAGGCCGAGGAGCACAGCUGGUCCCUGGCCGAGCUCAUCCACGCCGUGGUCCUCCUGACGCACUACCACUCCCUGGCCUCGUUCACCUUCGGCUGCGGCAUCAUGCCCGAGAUCCACUGCGACGGCGGCCACACCUUCCGCCCGCCCUCGCUCGGCCACUACUGCGUGUGCGACAUCGCCAACGGCAACAGCCACCACGACAGUCCCUUCGGCGGCCAGGUGAGAGCGACGGCGAGCCGCCAAGGUUUGAAGCGGCAAACGGAACGUCUUCCAACGCCGUACGUUGUCCAGGAGGCGUGCGGCGGCGAGGUGGAGGUGCUGAUGGAGCGCAUGAAGCAGCUGCAGGAGUGCCGCGACGACGAGGAGGCCAGCCAGGAGGAGAUGGCCACGCGCUUCGAGCGGGAGAAGACGGAGAGCAUGCUGGUGGUGACGGCCGAGGACGAGGAGUGGGUGCCGUCGCGCGACAUCUCGCGGCACUUCGAGGACCCCAGCUACGGCUACAAGGAUUUCUCCAGGCGGGGCGAGCACGUGCCCACUUUUAGAGUGCAGGACUACAGCUGGGAGGACCACGGCUACUCCCUGGUGAACCGUCUGUACCCCGACGUUGGCCAGAUGCUGGACGAGAAGUUCCAGAUGGCGUACAACCUGACGUACAACACCAUGGCCACGCACAAAGACGUGGACACCAGCAUGCUGCGCAGAGCAAUCUGGAACUACAUACACUGCAUGUUCGGCAUCAGGUAUGACGACUACGACUACGGCGAGAUCAACCAGCUGCUGGACCGCAGCUUCAAGAUCUACAUCAAGACGAUGGUGUGCAGCCCCGAGAAGACCACCAAGCGAAUGUACGAGAGCUUCUGGAGGCAGUUCCAGCACUCCGAGAAGGUCCACGUUAAUCUGCUUCUUAUGGAAGCGCGAAUGCAAGCCGAACUGUUAUACGCUCUGAGAGCCAUCACUCGCUACAUGACAUGAAGUGUUUUUUUUUUUUUUUUUUUUAAUUAUAUUCUAGUUUUUAUGACAUGUCAUCGUUGGGACUUUUCAAGAGAUCAUUUUUUGGGGAGUGAGGAGCUGGAUGAAAGAUCAGAACAAAGAGGCAAUGAAUCCUUUUUCCCUUUUUUUUUUCUUCAAGACUGCAGUGCCAAAAGUGACCAGAAGUAGGCAGCAUCAGGCUUAAAAAAAAAUUAGCACUGACAGCAUGUUGAGGAUUUUUCAGUAUUCCAGCAACAUCCCCAUUAUUAGUUUUCUUAUUUUUGUCAUCCUUUUUUUUUUUCAUAUCUUGUUUUGAUUUCAAUCAUCAGAAUUUUGGGGCCCGUACGCGUGUGUGUGUGUGACUGAACUACAGAGCGCAGUGUGGGUAUACAUGAUGAUGAUGAUGAUGCUGCUGAUCCGUGUUGUAUUCAGCGGGGACAGAGGUCAUAUUGACCCCCCCCCCUCGCCUCCCCCCGCUCCCUUAAAAAAUUUCCCCAUCCACUGCAUUAUUCUCAAAUGUCCGUGUAAGCUAAUUCAAGGAGUGCGCGCAAACUUAGGGAACACUGAGCCCGACGUGAGUUGUGUGUGUGUGCAAAAUUGUAAUUAUUAUCAAAAUGAUUAUUAAUCAUUUCACGUCACCGUCGGAGACUUCUUGCUUCUGCCGCCGUGGCCGUUGUUUUGACAUAACUGUUUAUCGACGGUGAAAUUGUUCUUCGUUUAAAGGGGCUUUUGGAGGAACUGAAAGAGGUUCUGGGGAGGGGGGGGGGGCUGGGCUGGCAGCAAUUGGUCUUGGCAACACACACACACACACUGCUCGCUGUCUUCCAUGUUAUCCCGACCGCCCGUUCGCCCCCUUUUUUGGAAGGCUGUGAAUUUUACCAGUAAAAUAAAUACCUCUUCUAUCUCCAUUAAAAUUGUAUCGCUGUGAAAAAAAAAAAAAAAAAGCAUGUGCAGUUGGUACUUUGACGACAGGGAGGAAAAUAUGAAUUUGAACACCCCGCAAGUUUGAAAUCAUGGAGGAGUUUGAAGUUUUCAUCUAUGGUGCAUGUCCACUGUGCGAGACAUCCAUCCAUUUUCCUCACCGUUUAUCCUCACGAGGGUCACGGGGAGUGCACGGGGGAGUACAUGCAAACUCCACACAGGCGGGGCCGGGAUUGAACCCGGGUCCUCAGAAGUGUGAGGCCAACGCUUUACCGGCUGACUCCACCGUGCCGCCUUGUGAGAGACUAGCUAAAAAAUUAAAAAAAAACAUCCCCCACAGGCAUGAUGUCUCUACCCCCAUGAUUCACAGUAGGGACGGUGUUCCCCAUUCUUCCUCAACACAUAUCGAGUGGGAUUAAGACCCAAAAGUUCUAUUUUGGUCUCAUGUGAUCCACAUCAAUUUAUCUCACGACUCCUCCGGAUCACCCAAAUGGUCAUCCGCACAUUUAAGACGGGCCUGGACCUGUGCGGGGGAACUUUUCCGUGCCGUGCGUGAUUUUUAAAUCACGACGUGUUCAAAUACUUUUGCUCCCUGUAGCUCAAAUCAACGUACCACUGUAUCAUCUCUAAAUCAUUUUUUGUUGUUGUUGUUGUCGUCAGAGGGCGACCGUUAAAGAAGUGCUCUUUGGUGAGCAGAUGUUUUUUUGUUUGUUUUUACUUUUUUCCUCCCCGGGUGGCCACGUUCCCGUUCGCUUCGGGGACGACGCCGGCCCCCCCUCCGCCAUCAGGCCGAUUUGCGUUCAAUCGGAUCGCAAACGGUUGUAGCUGUGCUUAUUGAAGCCGAACUAGUGCAAAAAAAAAAAAAAAAAACAAAAGGAAAAAAAAAAGCUUUUGUUUUAUUGAAAGUUUUGUUGAUUUAUAAAAAGCAGCAAAGCGCUGCGUCGUUGUUCUCGUGAGGGCGGAUUAAGACAAGCGAUGGCGCGGAGGUUUCGACAUAAAGAAUGGUACCAUUGGAAGUGAGUCGGAAGAACGCGAAAGAGCUUUUUGGGGUUUUUCAAAGCUUCUGACUGACGUCAGUUACUGACACUUUUUUUUUUUGUUUGUUUUGUAGAAAAUACGGUGAGAAAAAAAAAAUGAAAAGAUGAUAUUGAAUCGUUGUGUAUCCUUUGUAGCGUCGUCUCGUCCUAAACUUUUCGGUUAUAUCGAGUCGUCCGUCUCGGCGGGACGGCAAACUAACACUGAUCGAACGUGCGACGCCUCCGUUCCGACACAUCUUUUAGAACUGGAGCUUGUCCCGCUUGCCUUUAUGUUACACUAGGAAAUUAAAACAUAAAAAAAAAAAAUAAUAAUAAUAAUAACAACAAUACUGGGAAAGGCUGCUGAAUUCGAUUUGCGGCCCGAUCUGAUUGUGUGUUCUGACAUCACCAGCACGGAUCACCGACCCCCUACAAAGUGUAUUCACAUCUCAGUUAGGAUUUUAAAAAUUAAAAAAAAAAAAAAAAGCCGGCUAAUAUUUUGUAUCAUGAGUAAUGUUUUGAUGAGAUGUAAAGGUUGUUUUUAAUCUUGAUACAUGAAGUGCUGUUUUCCUGAUUUGUGUUGAUGUAACAACCACGUGACUUUGAAAAAUGCUGUACUCCGGGCGACUUGUAAGCACCCCCCAGUGUCUGUGUAACAUGAAAAAAAAAAAAUGACAAUAAUAAUAAAAGGUUUUGAGGCGACAACA
Messenger RNA from Syngnathoides biaculeatus (alligator pipefish), 4547 nucleotides. It is a transcript of the gene sesn1, whose product is annotated as sestrin 1. The record is from RefSeq and is a predicted model, not a curated record. The transcript has 9 exons. NCBI's taxonomy places the organism in Eukaryota, Metazoa, Chordata, Actinopteri, Syngnathiformes, Syngnathidae. Gene Ontology annotation, cellular component: nucleus. Gene Ontology annotation, molecular function: L-leucine binding; oxidoreductase activity, acting on peroxide as acceptor. Bases 200 to 1906 code for a protein of 568 amino acids. Gene Ontology annotation, biological process: negative regulation of TORC1 signaling; positive regulation of macroautophagy; cellular response to L-leucine.